AUGAGUCAGACCGCCGCAACGAACUCCGCCACGGUGGCGCCCAGGACUUCCGAGAAAUCGUCCCCGGCAGAUCCAAUCGCCUCGUCCAACUCUCAAAGCUACGUGCAAUCGAUGGACGACUUCGUCGUCCUCGAUGAACACGAGAGAGCGUGUGGAUACGUGGUGAAGUUUCAGAGUCUGUGCAGCCAGAGCGAGUUGUCUGUUAGCAUCCACGAGCGCGUGAGUGCGCGUUUGGAGACGAAGCGAAAGCGCUUGUCGCGGCAAUCCUCGCUCGUCGAGCGGGAGAAACGUGCCCGCGAACGCCAUGAGGAACACCUUUGCAGACGGCGCGUGGUGGCGAGGAAAUUCAUUGAGCGUCGCGCAGCGGUUGUGGAGCGAAUCCGAAAGACUCAAGAAGAACGCGCAAAGAACCUCGAGCUCCGCGUGAAUCGCCUAGACAAACGCGCUUUGGAUUUCCUCGAGAGUUCGACUCCUGGUCUGGAAACUGCCGAAGAAGUUGGAGGGGACUCCCUCUCUCUCGACGCGGACCCCGUUGCCAUCCACCAAAAACGAGCAGAAGAAACCCUCGCGAACAGAAUCGAGGGAAUUCAGGCAAAUUUGCAGAAGAAGAUGCAGAGUGCAGAGGAGCGCAGGAACCAGCUGCGGGCGCAGGAGAAGGAACGCCUCGCAAAGGCUCUUCAGCAAAUCGAAAAAGUCCAGGGAAAGAACAAACUGGAAGAAGAGGAGAAAUCCCUCAGACUCCAGGAGAAGUUGGAGGAGGCAGAGAGGCGUCGCAAGCAGCUUCUGGACGAAGAGUCCUCUCGGCGCAAGCAGAAGUGGGAGGAGAAACGCGAGGUCAUCCUGGCGAGAGAAAUGGAGAUUGAGGAGAAGAAGAAGUCUCUCGAGGAGCGCGUCGAACUGGCGAUCGAGAGGAAGAACAAAAUCAUCGAAGAGACGAAGCUAACUCUCCAGAAGAAGAUCACGGAAGCCGAGGAGCAAGUCAGCAGGAACCGCACGGAGAUGGAGCGGCGUUUGCAGGAGCUGGCAGAGAAGAUGUCCCAGAAGCAAGAAAAGGCCGAGCAGCUUCGGGUGACCUUGAUGAAGCGGAAGAAGGCGCCGAGUCCCUCGACUCUGCGCGCGUUGCAUGCAGAGACGUCGCCCUCUUCCAACGAAGACCGACAGGACAUGGCGACUUGCGAGACCGGCACGGCUCUCGAAGAAGAAGUGGCUGUCAACUGA
This is a messenger RNA of Neospora caninum, 1218 nucleotides long. Its product is annotated as putative Trichohyalin. The coding region runs from base 1 to 1218 and encodes 405 amino acids. The record is from RefSeq and is a predicted model, not a curated record. Lineage: Eukaryota; Apicomplexa; Conoidasida; Eucoccidiorida; Sarcocystidae. The transcript is spliced from 7 exons.